AUGACCACCCCCAGCCUGACGCCCACCACCAUCUCCGCUCCCACCAAGCCCAUCAUGAACUCCACCGUCACUUCCGUCGACGCCGAAGAAGACGGUCCCCUCUUUUCCUCGUCGCUCAUCUCUCCCGAAAUCAUCUCCAUCCUCCCCACCGACUAUACCAUUCGGCCCCUGCGCCGCUCCGACUACCAGCGCGGCUACCUGGACGUCCUUCGCGUCCUGACCACCGUCGGCGACAUCAGUGAGGAGGCGUGGAACCAGCGGUAUGACUGGAUCGCCUCCCGCAAUGACGAGUACUAUAUGCUGGUGAUUUGUGACGGACAGGACCGGAUUGUCGGUACCGGCAGUCUGAUCGUGGAGCGCAAAUUUAUUCACUCCCUGGGAAUGGUGGGUCAUAUCGAGGAUAUUGCCGUGGAGAAGAACCAGCAGGGCAAGAAAUUGGGCCUGCGGAUCAUUCAAGCUUUGGACUAUGUUGCUGCGAAGGUUGGCUGUUAUAAGAGUAUUCUCGACUGCUCCGAGGCCAAUGAGGGCUUCUAUGUCAAGUGUGGCUUCAAGCGGGCUGGUCUGGAGAUGGCACACUACUAUUGA
Messenger RNA from Penicillium oxalicum, 585 nucleotides. It is a transcript of the gene gup1, whose product is annotated as glucosamine 6-phosphate N-acetyltransferase. Gene Ontology annotation, cellular component: Golgi apparatus; endoplasmic reticulum; endoplasmic reticulum-Golgi intermediate compartment. Gene Ontology annotation, biological process: UDP-N-acetylglucosamine biosynthetic process. Gene Ontology annotation, molecular function: monosaccharide binding; glucosamine 6-phosphate N-acetyltransferase activity. The coding region runs from base 1 to 585 and encodes 194 amino acids. The transcript is spliced from 2 exons. The record is from RefSeq and is a predicted model, not a curated record. NCBI's taxonomy places the organism in Eukaryota, Fungi, Ascomycota, Eurotiomycetes, Eurotiales, Aspergillaceae.